UUGUAUGUGGUGCAUGACUAAAUAGAUGUUGUGAUCAAUUUGUCUUCCUUGUGUAAAAUACAAAAAAAGUAGAAAACCACAGGUAAAACUUUGCUUAUAUGUGACGCAGUGUUGCAAAAUUAUCUGGAUAAUAAGACACAAAUGACGGACCGAGCAGGUUACGACCAACCAGGGGAUGGAUACACUGACAAGUACCCAAGGUACAGGGAAGAGGAACCACCGCCUUACCAGUUUGUAGGAACACAACAACCAGUAGACUUUGUUCAUACGCCUUUUUCUCAUCAGCCAUACGUGGUUUCGGAUCAACCACAACAUGAUCGAACACUGAUAAUUCAGACACGACCUCCAAAUUAUAUGAUACCGUCAAUUCUUGCAUGCCUUUGUUGUUUCUGGCCAACAGGACUGUGUGCAAUUUACUACGCAAACGAGGCUAAUAAUAUGGCCCUAGCUGGAGACUACGUAGGCGCCAUAAGAAUGGCAAACAUCUCAAGAAACAUGAUGGUUUUCAGUGUUGUCGUAGGUAUCUUCUGGAUAACUGUUCUGAUAGUUAUAAAUGCCGUCUAACAACGUGCCACAACGUUCAUCAGACGUGAACGGGAUUCAUGUAGAGAUCAGUUUGCGAAUACAGCCUUGCCAUUGGUCAAUUUUAAAAUUGUGGUCUUUGCUAUAGAUUUUAUUUUAGAUUGUGUUUGUUUCAUAAUAAUGUUAAGAAACAACAAAUCAAAUACUGACGUUUACAUAAAUCAUCAAAAUAUUAUUAUUAUGGAACUUAGUGCUAGUAUUACACCUGCUGUCUUGACAAAUUCAAUGCAAAUGCCUCGUUAUAGUUAUAUAUUAUAAAUAUUGUAUUGUACCUCAUAAUGUCAUGUUAUCGUGAAUUGAGAGAAAUAAACGAAUUGAAUUGAA
Messenger RNA from Mercenaria mercenaria, 906 nucleotides. RefSeq names its product proline-rich transmembrane protein 1-like. Bases 142 to 564 code for a protein of 140 amino acids. Gene Ontology annotation, cellular component: membrane. The record is from RefSeq and is a predicted model, not a curated record. Lineage: Eukaryota; Metazoa; Mollusca; Bivalvia; Venerida; Veneridae. The transcript is spliced from 4 exons.